UUCGGAUUUUUCCAUAUUCUCGUAUCUCACGCAUCGAAAAAAACCCCAAGCUAAGACACCAACAAAACUAUCAUCUGUCGCUCUCAACCUAAAGCGCCCAAGCACAUUACCAAAAAUACCACACCGCACUACACCGCUCUACUAUCAACAGACCUGCAUAUUAUUACAUUUAGGUUCCCCUCCUGAUUCUUGCUCGACACCGACAUACAUCACGCUAGUGGGCUACCGACACACAGCGCAUGAAAAAACAAGCGCCACGUCAGUUGCAUCGCGCAUACUCAACAUAUUUGAUCAAAUUCCACUUUAUAAAAGAAGACUCGCCUCUCGCCACAAACCUCGAGAUCUCUUCUUUUGCGAGUUUCCACACAGACAAACACGCACCCAUCAACCAACACCUUUUACAACACAUACUUCAUCACACAUAACAACCGCAGCUAUGUCGGCCUAUAGCCCGUACGGCUCUUACAGCUCCCUUCACACGACAUCGGCACCCAUGGAGAUUGGAUCAGGAAGCUUCCUGUCCAGGCCACGAUAUGCGACCAUGGACAGCUACAACACCACUAGCUUCCCUUCGUGGCCGAGGCGGUCCUCGCUUUCCGAAUCUGAACAAGCCGAUCACCCCGCCACCUCUUUCCUCUCGGACGAGGAUCUCAUCUUUGACACCGACCCCUUCUCUGAGGAUGAUGCCCGCAGUGUCUCGAGCAGCGGCAGUGGCUCUUGCUCGCCAAACCAGCCUACCCGCUACGAUGUCCGCGCCGAGGAGGAAGAGGCACGGAGGCAACUCCAACGUCAGCAAAAGGCUGCCCUGCAACGUCAAGCACUGCAGAUGAUCCAGGAGGAGAAGGAGCGCCGCCGCGCCAUGAGACAACGCCAGCUCCAGCGCAGGAAGUCAAGCGGCCCGUCUACCAAGUCAAAGGCGGCCGGUGCCGCCAUGGACCCCAUCGCAGAGUGAUGUGAUGACGACCUGGAUUCGAGUCACUUGGGGGCCCAGUAUCCGAUAACGAACCGGAUAAUACUGCGACACGCACACGAACCAAAAACACUAUCCAACCACUCACAUACAUGUCACGCACACACACACUCACUUACAACUCGGCACCCCACCCUCUCAAAAGCACACACACCCUCGCUCGUAUCAGACGAGGGCGAGCUGAGGCGUGGCACAGAGCUAGCUUGUAUAAGGUCCUGGAGUGAGUGAAAAUAAAGUACUUAUUACUCAUAAUCAACAAUACCCCUCACAUUCACCACAUACCCACGAUAAUUUCAUCCCACCACUAUCAGCCGAAUUUAGCCCUAUUUCAUUCCAAGGUUAUUUUUGGGAGUGGCAUUCUAUUUUAUGACGACCUUUUCCGCCUUAUCAUUUUGCAUCAUCCAUCGUCUUUUCCACCGACGGCCCGAGGUUGACAGCUGUGCGACUGGCUCCCCAGUAUCUGGCUCGGUAAUUUCAACAACAAUCUCAUUCUCUCACGCAGAAUAUAUUCUCUUUUAUCGCAUGGAUUUCGUUUAUGGGGGACAAAAGUUUACAAGGCGAUCCACUGCACAUUAGGCAGCAUCGCAUCAGAUAUCCGCUUCCGGUUCGCAGUUAGCGCCGAGGCUCUGGCAUUUUGCGAGACUAUUUUUGUCUCCAUCUUUUUCAUCAUGAGCUUUGUGUGCUCGCAGGCGUCACAGGAGUUUAAUCCCCGAUUGGUCAUAUGGGCCUCUUUACUAUUAUUACCUUUUUUUGUGCUGUUUUGUAUGAGAUACCGGAGGAACACAGGCCAAGUCCAAACUCCUGGCGAACCUACUUGCAGUAGGGAAUCGCGAUGAUCUUUUUUUUUUCUCUCUUUCACCUAGCGAGCGCAUGAUACCCCCACACUACCACACUUGGGAUAGUUAGUUUAGUCUUUAGGAUAGUCAUUCAACCAUUUACACCG
Molecule: messenger RNA, 1913 nt
Organism: Pyricularia oryzae 70-15
Lineage: Eukaryota; Fungi; Ascomycota; Sordariomycetes; Magnaporthales; Pyriculariaceae
Exons: 2
Coding region: 437-952 (171 amino acids)
Source: RefSeq, a predicted model, not a curated record